AGGGCAGUGAUCUCUGUUCUCAUGACGAUGCAGCGAACUGCAGAGGCGGCACACCAAGCAACCCAGCGGCGCAUCUCGCAGAUGCUCCAGCAGGCAUAUGUGGACUUGAAACCGGGAACCAUGUUCAAGAGCAAGGAUGGCGUGUUACGUGCUUUGGCAGCCGUCGCUGUGUUCCAUGAGAUGAAUGCAGCCACCGUGUACGCUUCGGACACUUUCGCCAUUCGUGUCAUCUGCAGCAACGAGAAGAGGCGCCAGGAUGCGCUUAACAUGAACGCAAGUGACCCUUCCCCGCUUGGGUGUCUCUACUGCUGUACCAGCACGAUACAGCCUUGCGGAAGGUUUAGAGUGAAUCAGCUGGGCAUACAUACUUGCCGCAACAGCAAUCGGACAGUCACAUCCCAGACGCUUGCGCGCGUUGACCAGGCCAUCCUUGGUACUGGUCUCCAGAUGGUGCAGGUGGCACGAGAAAGUUUGGGCCGGUGUCUAUAAUGGUCGCGAUCACGCACUGGAUGGCACGGCGACGUUUGGAUGUGCUGGCGCAUGCCGAGACACACAGCUCUCCUCUCACAAGUUUUGCUGCCGAGGAGGUUGCUGCGAGCUGGGGCGCUGCUGCUGGACCGGCGGCUUUGGACAUUGAACACGGUCGAGUGCACGUCCACAGACCCAAUGUGCAACCCCACCAACCGACAGUGACUGUAGCUUGCUCGCUGCACUCCCCCCCUCACCACCUUCCAGCUUACCACCACUACUGCCAUCGCCUCCAGCUCUUCCGUUGUCAUCACCAUCCCCAUCAGCACCGUCACCAUCCCCAUCAGCACCUUGACCUCCGCCGUCACCACCGUCAUACCACGUGCUUGCUCGGCGCGCGCCGGUGCGGCACCGCAGGCACAGGUCACAAAAGCGGACGGUGGAUCCAAACUUCCCGCGCUGC
This is a messenger RNA of Salpingoeca rosetta, 931 nucleotides long. RefSeq lists its product as uncharacterized. The record is from RefSeq and is a predicted model, not a curated record. The transcript has 4 exons. Bases 22 to 489 code for a protein of 155 amino acids. Lineage: Eukaryota; Choanoflagellata; Craspedida; Salpingoecidae.